AUGAAUAAGUACUACUCAAAGACGGACCUCUCAUCUGUCUAUCGCAUCGCGAUUGCUCUCCACCCCGGACUGGAGUUUGACUACUUCGAGGUCAAGCAAUGGAAGAGAAGGUGGAUCAACGACGCCAAGGACCUCCUUCGGACUACGUACGACAAAUACGUCACCAAAUAUUACAAAGCAGGUUGUUUAAUUUGGUUUUUUUAG
Molecule: messenger RNA, 204 nt
Organism: Pleurotus ostreatus (oyster mushroom)
Lineage: Eukaryota; Fungi; Basidiomycota; Agaricomycetes; Agaricales; Pleurotaceae
Exons: 2
Coding region: 1-204 (67 amino acids)
Source: RefSeq, a predicted model, not a curated record